Messenger RNA from Hypanus sabinus (Atlantic stingray), 1751 nucleotides. Its product is annotated as nuclear factor 7, ovary-like. Gene Ontology annotation, molecular function: protein binding. Lineage: Eukaryota; Metazoa; Chordata; Chondrichthyes; Myliobatiformes; Dasyatidae. Bases 36 to 1190 code for a protein of 384 amino acids. The record is from RefSeq and is a predicted model, not a curated record. The transcript is spliced from 7 exons.
GCGACAGUGUUAUACAGAAUGCUGCUUGUGGGAUCAUGUCGUACAUUGGCUGCCAUUCUGUUUACAACAAAUGCCACAUUACAAAGGACUUCAUUUUCUGUAAGAAUUGGAACAAUGCAUGCAGUAAUGUUUCAGGGCGUUGUUCUUUGCAUGGAACUCUUAAUUCCACGUUGGAGUCACAGACUGGAGACCUACAGAAGCAUAUGUCGUUGAUCCAAAACAAUAUCAAACUCACUGCCAACAGCAUUAUUGAAGUGAACGAUGCUACAUCAAGACUUCUGAUGCGGCUAUCUCAAAAGUACAGGAAUAUGAUUGCAACAUUGAAGAGAGCGGAGGAAGAAACAGUGUCCAUUGUCAAAGGACAAGAGAUGAAACUCAUUAACUCCUUAAAUGAAACCAUGAGCAGCCAUGAGAAGGAAGCUCAUAAAGUUCAGUCAGUGAUUGAUCAAGUCUCCUCCCUUUACAAAAACGGGGACAUUUACCAAAUCAUACAGGCUAAACAAGAUAUUUCCACAAGCGUUCAGGCUGUGCUGAAGAAGCCAAUCCCGAGAGUCAUGACAAUCAAGUUAGAAGACAACUUCCGAGGCCUGACGGAGGCGGCCAACAAGCUGGAGGGCAAGCUGGUGGAAUUUCUGCUUCAAAAGUGGGCCAGAAACAUCAUUCUGGAUGUGGAGACCUCCCACCCGACCCUGGAAAUCACCGCCAAUGGCAAAGCGGUUUCAGUCAGAGAAAAUCCUCUGGCCGUUCCCCCGUCCUCGAAGCGGUUCACUCACGUGACCAUCGUGUUGGCCUCCGAGGGGCUUAACGCAGGGAAGCAUUACUGGGAAGUGACCGUGCAGGAUAAAUCCAACUGGAGUGUGGGUGUCGUGAAGGAGUCCAUGCCUAGGAACGAAAGCAGCAAUUUGAUGAACAGCCCGUUGGCCUGGUCGGUGGCCUUCCAGAAGCCGUGGUACCUGGCGUGGCACAACAGUAUGUCCACACCCCUGAACGUGAGCCAGCUGCAGAAGCUUGGCGUGUUCCUGGACUAUGAGGCGGGUCAGGUGGCCUUUUACAAUGCCAGCACCUUGACACUGCUGCACACGUACUCCGAGACCUUCGCUGGGACUAUCUACCCAGCCUUCAAUCCAGGGAACAGCAAUGAUGAGGAAAAGAAUGCUACUUUGAUCAUACACGAUGUUGGGAGUGUGUAAAGCAGUCAAGAGUUAGUCAAGCUAAAAUUAAGAGGAAUGGAGAUUGGGUGAAGCUCAAGUCUAGAGCAGAUGUGAUCUCUGUUGCCCCCCCCCAACAUCCUUUUUUCCCCUCAUUUACCCAUCCAGCACUCAGCUGCUUCUGUCGCCCACUCCUCCAUCUGUCCAUCAUCCUACAUCCCUCCUCAGUCCACCAAUCAUCUUCUGCCCCUGCCUCAUCCCUCCCCCUUUUUAUACUAGCUACCUAUUCCAUUCUCAAUUCUGUUGUAGGCUUUCAACCUGAAAUAGUGACAAUUCCUAUUACCCCCCCCCCCCAUCAACCCAACGAGUUCCUCAGCAGUUAGCUUGUUUUUUGCUCCAGGUUCCAGUCUCUUGGGUCUCUAAUCUCUGCCUCAAUUUCAGUCUGUAGACUUUACCUCUUCCUUGCAUCUCGAUAACUUAUUCUAAAGUUCCUUACAUCUCCAGAAUCAACUUUAUUUUCCACAUACUGUACAUUUACAUGUAUUAAUACUUUGCUGUGGUAUGUUGCAACGACAUGUUGGGCACGACGUAACAAAAACCGCA